This is a messenger RNA of Caenorhabditis briggsae, 3189 nucleotides long. NCBI's taxonomy places the organism in Eukaryota, Metazoa, Nematoda, Chromadorea, Rhabditida, Rhabditidae. The transcript has 15 exons. The record is from RefSeq and is a predicted model, not a curated record. Bases 1 to 3189 code for a protein of 1062 amino acids.
AUGAUUAUACUUUACUUAUUUUUUCUGGCUCUCGUAGUUCCCGUAUUAGCUGAAAACGCUACAGCAAUCCCUCAAAAUGGAACGGAAAUCGAUUAUGGUCCGGAUCCGAUGGAACUCGAGAUUCGUCAGGAUCCAAGAUGUUUACCCGGUUGUUUUUUCGAAACGAACAUUCUGGGAAGUUGGUUUAUAGAUGAUUUUCCACGAAACUGUACAACUGUCUGUGCACCAUAUGGCUUCCGGAUCGACGGUCAAACAGAUCUGUCUGAAAAACAACUAGCUGAAACUCUGAAAAAUAUGAAAAAUGUGAUUGCGUUUCAAUUUGCUGUAACUCAUACAAGAUUCAAGAACACUCAGUUUUUGGCAAACUUGGAAACUGUGGAUUGUUAUGACGUUGGGACAUUUCGGCAUUCCAUAAACUACAGAAUGGAAGACGUUGGACUUCUGAAUUUGUCAAAUGUUUCUUGCAAUAUUGAAAUUGGAUCUAACAAUAAUAUGACUCAGUUGAACUUGCCGAAAUUAAAUCUCGUCCACUCUCCAUACGCCAAUUACAGCUCGUUCACUGUAUCAGUCUCCUAUAAUCAUCCAGAUUUCUGUAUUACAGUUUCGGAAAUGCUCAAAUUCAUGGUUUACAACGAUACCAACUUUAAUUGGAUGAUUGGAGAUUACUGUAGACUUUCGAACAAUUCAGAACUAUUAUCACAAAAAUAUUGUGAUGUUCGAGACACUCCAUUAGAAGUUAUGGCUUCUAAUUGUUUGAAAAUAGUUGGAAAUUUGUUAAUUGAUGAGAAAAACGAGAUUUUUGUUGGAAAAUUGGCAAAUGUGGAUACCAUUUUUGGAAAUUUGAUCAUCAGAAAUACAAAUUUGACGGACACCAAUUUUUUAGGAAGUUUGACCACGGUCAUGUCUAUGAGAAAGGGUGAACCUGUGAUUUUGAUCGAGAACAAUCCGGAAUUACGCAAUGUGACUAUUCCGAAAUUUGUGAAGUACCACGCUCCUCAAACCCAUGUUCCGGUCCAAAUGUACAAUAACAGUGCUGAACUGUCAAAAACAUCAAAAUUCUGCAAUGAUCUUCAGAGCCAGCUAACGGACACGAUGACGUGGAUCGUCAGAAUCGAUGGAUUGGUUUGUGAUGAAGGAUGUGUAUUCGCUAAAACAGUAGUCAUAACUUCAGAGUCUAUCAAAAAUUUUCCAUCGAAUUGUAGUAGAAUUUGUGCAAAUUUGGAAUUUAAUGAUAAUUCGAACUUGUCAGAAAUCGAAUUGCUUCCUAUGUUUCAAAAUUUGAAAGAGCUAUUCGGAAGUCUGAAGUUUGUCAACACCAAUUUUGAAAGUGCAAGUUUUCUGGCCAGCUUGGCUGUUAUAGAAUGUGAUUCCGGAGGGUUCUUCAAAUUUGAAAACAAUCAGAAUAUGAAAGAAAUUGGGAUGAAAAGUUUAAUUCGUUGCGUUUGUGAUUUUGAAGUUUCGCUGGCCCCCAAGCUUGAAAAAUUGAACUUUCCACUUCUGAAGAACUUUACUCAUUCCUCUGGAAAUAUUUCCCAAGUUGAAAUGUCGAUUUCAAAUGUCUCCUCAAACUUUUGUAUAACAUUCCAAGAAAUGCAGCAUUUCAUGAUGAAUGAGAAUUUAUUUCUGAAAAAUUUCACUGGACAUUUUUGUAAACAGCCCGGAAAAUAUUGUGCUGAUGUGUGUGAAAUCGAAAGUUCCAAUAUUUAUUUUCGAUGUGAAAUUAUGUCAGGAUCAAUCGUGGUGAAUUCGGAAAAUCAGUUGAUAUCUGAUGCUUUGAAUACUGUAAAAUGGAUUUUUGGAAAUUUGAAAAUCGAAAAUACAAACAUGACGAAAUUUCAUGUUUUGAAUAGCUUAGAGUAUGUUGUUUCUUUGGACAAUUCCAACGCAAUAGAAAUUGUCGGUAAUCGGAAGCUAGUAGAGAUUUCGAUUCCGAAUUUGAAGAGAGUCCAAACGAACCAAAAAAGAUGGCUCCAGAUUCAAGGGAAUAAUGAAAAAUUGACAGAUUUUGUGAUAGAACAAGAUCAAUUCUGUAAAACUCUCACAAAUUAUAAUGGCGAAAAUCAAUUCGUCUCAGAAAUUGAUGGGAAAAUUUGUCACCCGAAAUGCAUUUUUCCAAAUCCCCCGUUUCACAAACUUGCAAAAGACUUGAUUCCAAUUUUUCUGGAUUGCACAACUAUUUGUGCAGAUAUUAUCAUUGAUCAAAACACAUCAUUUCCAGAGGGUUCUCUGAUAUUUUCGUUUAAACAUGUGAAAAAGAUUUUUGGAAGCUUAAAAGUUUCUCAAACGAAUUUCACAACUGGUUCAUUUUUGGGAGGCAUUGAGGAAAUUGAAUGCGAUAAAUCAGAUAGUUUUAUUUUCGAAAAUAAUUUUGAAAUGACUGAAAUAGGAAUGCUGCAUCUUACAAGAUGUGCUUGUCAAUUUAUGGUUUACCAGAAUCCCAAAAUGACUGGGUUAAAUCUUCCAAAUCUGAGAAAUUUCCAUCCACAAAAUAAAUCAAUCGUUCAAUACAUCGAUAUGCAAAUUUACGAUAUGCCCUCAGAAUUUUGUAUUGACCACAUGGAAAUGGAAAAUUUUAUAAAAGAGCCAAGCUUAUUUAUGAGCACUUUACCAAUAAAUUAUUGCUCUGUUUUCAAUUUCCCAACGUCUCCCGGCCAGGACACAAUCUGUGAAUUUAAAGAGAAUUUUACAAUGCAAGAGCUAGAUUCAAAUUGUACGACACUGCUUGGAAAUGUUACUUUAACGAAUAAGAAUCAAGAUUUUUUGUAUAAAAUUCAAAGUGUAAAAUAUCUUUUUGGAACUUUGGAAAUUUAUCAAACUAAUUUAACAACAAUAGAACUACCAAAUUUGGAAUAUGUGGCUUCUUUGAGAAAACAAAAACCAGCCAUCAGACUUGUUGCGAAUUUUAACCUAACAAAUUUUCAAUUGCCUAAAUUGAAGAGAGUUCGAGCAUAUCAAAGAGAAUGGAUCAGGUUUGAAGAUAAAAAUGAUGAAUUGAUGCGAAAUUUAAAAAAUCAACCGCAAAUUUGUCUUCCCCAUCGUGACAUUUUGAAUGAAACAAUUCUGUAUGAAGCGAGAAUCGGAGAUAAAUAUUGUGAUGAUGUAGUGAAAUCAAUUGAUGAGAAUAAUUUUUCUUCGAGUAUCUUGGAAAUUCCAUCAAGUUUUGUUUUUAUUACACUACUGUGGAUUUGA